ACAAAGUCAAGAUGCCAAUCGACGACUCCGACGAUGAAAUGCCACAGCUGUCAGGCGACGCUCUCUCCGCGCUGAAAGAAUUUUACGGCGAGCGCGAUGCACGACAAAAGCAGUUCGAAGCUCUCAAAUCGCAGGCUGAAGAUGACUUCGACGGGAAACUAUCCAUGGAUGCAUUCACCGAAGACUGGAAUGUGAGCCAGUUCUGGUACAGCGAUGAGACUGCCACGGUGCUUGCGAGGCAGCUGCUGGAUGGCGCGACGGAUGAGACGAGGAUUGCGGUUGUGUCUGCGCCGAGUGCGUUUAUCCAGCUGAAGAAUUUGCUGGCGUCUGGAGAGUAUAAGUGCAGACCACAGGUCAAGUUGCUCGAGAUUGACGAGCGAUUUGGCGUUUUCAAGGAGUUCGUACACUACGACUUCGAGAAAGCGAUACAGUUACCUGCUGAACUCAAAGGCUCUUUUGAUCGCAUUAUUGUCGAUCCACCUUUCCUGAGUGAUGAUUGUCAGACCAAAGCUACUUUGACAGUCCGAUGGCUAGCCAAAGGGUGGACAUUUGAUGCUGUGCGAAUCAUUGCCUGUACGGGAGAGCGAAUGGAAAGCAUCAUCACUGGGAAACUGUACGGAAAGGUUGGGGUCAAGACUACAGACUACGACAUCAAGCACGCCAAAGGCCUGAGCAACGAAUUUAGGACGUAUGCGAACUUUGAGUGCGAUGCAUGGAAAUGGGCGAAGUCUUCAUGACAGUAUGGG
Molecule: messenger RNA, 746 nt
Organism: Macroventuria anomochaeta
Lineage: Eukaryota; Fungi; Ascomycota; Dothideomycetes; Pleosporales; Didymellaceae
Exons: 4
Coding region: 12-737 (241 amino acids)
Biological process (GO): methylation
Molecular function (GO): nucleic acid binding; protein-lysine N-methyltransferase activity
Source: RefSeq, a predicted model, not a curated record